Puccinia graminis f. sp. tritici CRL 75-36-700-3 is the source of this 632-nucleotide messenger RNA. RefSeq lists its product as hypothetical. The transcript has 3 exons. NCBI's taxonomy places the organism in Eukaryota, Fungi, Basidiomycota, Pucciniomycetes, Pucciniales, Pucciniaceae. The record is from RefSeq and is a predicted model, not a curated record. The coding region runs from base 133 to 495 and encodes 120 amino acids.
AAAAGACCUCAUUCUCACGUAGCUGGUUUGACCUUUGAUAGUCUACCACAUCCUGACCCACUUAUCAUCACCAGCAAUUUUUUUCCCCUAUCAUUUCAUUGCCUUCAUUUCAGGUCCAGCUUUUUCAACGUGAUGAUGUUCUUGUACCAUCCAGUUGUACUGAUUCUACUUGCAGCAACCUCAGGGAAUGCUGCCGGAACCUCUGGGCAGCCCAAGAAACCGAACCUCGAUUGCAAAGCCAAAGGCAAGCAGUAUCAAUUGGUCUGUUUUGAUAAGUCCAAGUUGUUCAUGCCCAAUGUGGCGGUGAUAGCUCCUAUAACCGAUCCUAAAACAAAAGCAAUUGUCUGCCCUCGGCCCGAUAAAGUGCUAUCUGCCUGUUGUGAUAUUAGUCGUCUAGAUGGACAGACUAUGGGUGGCAGUGGUUAUGAACUUAUGCGGCAGAAAGUUCGAUUGCAAUUUGCAGGUGCCUGUCCGGGGUUCAAAUUUCAUUUCUAGAGUAUCCAGAUGCUUAUAGAACCGGUUCUAUCGUACUCAGUUUCUUCAGCAGUUGUUAGCUAUUGCAACAAAUAUAAGUGUUGAUUUCACAAAAGUUGUUUUUCCAAGGCCCAGGCACCAUGUUACCAUAGAGGACC